AAUUCUUGAUUUCAGAUUAAAUGGAAGAAUGAGACGGAGAAAGGUUCCACCUGACCCUCGCUAGCUCCAGAUAUAAGUAGGAUCAUCUUGUCAAGUUCUAUAAACACAAGGAGAUACAAGAUGACCUCGGCUGGUCCAGAAGCGGUUAAAGUAAUCGUAAGAUGUCGUCCAAUGAACAAGAGAGAGAAAGAACUCAAUUCAAAGAAUGUUGUUCAUAUGGACUCUGCAACCCUGAGCUGCAGUAUAACGAACCCAAAUGAACCGAACACUCCACCAAAAAGCUUUGCCUUUGAUGGAGUUUAUGGUCCGGACUCUACAACAGAAGCUAUCUACAAUGACAACGGAUUCGCACUCGUUGAAGGAGUGCUUGAGGGUUACAAUGGAACGGUUUUCGCCUAUGGACAGACGGGUUGCGGGAAAAGUUUCUCUAUGCAGGGUAUCCCUGAUCCUGCCACACAGAGGGGAAUCAUACCCAGAGCAUUCGAGCAUAUUUUUGAGGCUAUUGAUUCCAGUGAGAACAUGAAAUAUUUAGUUCAUGCAUCCUACCUGGAGAUAUACAAUGAAGAUAUCAGGGAUCUAUUGGGGAAGGAUAUAAAGAAGAAGUUGGAUUUAAAGGAACAUCCGGAUAAAGGAGUUUAUGUACAUGAAAUCUCUCUUCAUUCUGUACAUAACACACAGGAAUGUGAGUCUCUGAUGGAGAAAGGUUGGAAGAACCGUACAACAGGAUCAACUCUCAUGAAUGCAGAUUCUUCAAGGUCGGCAAAAUCAUAAAUUUUUUAUCCGUCCCCAUCCAUUGAUUUAAUCAGACGCCUUUCAUCUCACCUGUAUAUCCAGGGUAAACUAAACCUGGUUGAUCUGGCUGGAAGUGAACGCCAGGCUAAAACAGGAGCAGCUGGAGAUAGGUUGAAGGAAGCUAUGAAGAUAAAUCUAUCCCUCUCCGCUCUAGGGAAUGUUAUCUCUGCUCUGGUAGACGGGAAAUCAACUCAUAUCCCGUACAGAGAUUCUAAACUAACUAGGAUGCUCCAGGAUUCCCUGGGAGGAAACACUAAAACCAUGAUGGUAGCAUGUUUAUCUCCUGCUGAUAACAAUUAUGAUGAAACCCUCUCCACCCUCAGAUAUGCAAACCGUGCCAAAAAUAUAAAAAACAAACCAAAGAUUAACGAAGAUCCUAAGGACGCAAUGCUUCGAGAAUAUCAGUCCGAGAUAGAGAAACUUAAACUUCUCUUAGAACAGAAUCCAGGAAUAGGAGAAAUAGUGCCAAACGAGGAGCUACUUGAGGCUGAGAGGACUAGAGUUCGGAUUGAGUAUGAGAAGGAGAUGGAGGAAAUCAGAGAGAAAUACAAGUCAGAGCAACAGAGCAAAGCUAAAAUACAAUCAGAGAUUGAGGAGAUGAAACAACAUUAUGAAGCAAAGCUAAGAGAAGUAAAUGAAAGAGCUGUCUCAGCAAUACCAGAAAGUGUUGGGACGGAUACAGAUACAGAUAUAACAGCUGUUCCUAGACCCAUCUCAGAGAAUGGGGAAACUGUAAAACCGAAUACGAUGAGUCCGGAGCAAAAGGCAGCUUUAGAGAAGUUGCGUAAACUCCAAGAGUCUAUGCUUGAUGGAGGGAAGAGAGCUGGAGAUAAAGAUCUCAAGGAGAGAAGAUUAAAGAGAAAGAAAGCUGCUGAGAAAAGAAUAAAGGUUCUAGGUGAGGCUCUGGGUCAUGUAGAUGUAGAGGAUGGAGUUCUAGUCAAGGUUUAUGAUGAUAUACAAACUGAAUUAAGUGAGAAGACGGCUGCUCUUAAACGAAUGAAGCAGAGGGUAAGAGGACUCAACAGUGAAAUAAGUGAUCUCCAGUCAGAGUUUGAGAAGGAUCGCCAGGAGUACCUAGAUACAAUACGAUCUCAGGAUCAACAAUUAAUUCUUCUCCAGACACUGAUAGACAAGGUUCAAUCUACCCUGAGAAAGGAUUGUAAUUACAGUAACAUGGAUAAGAUAAAGCAGGAGAGUGUAUGGAAUGAUGAAACCCAGAGAUGGCGAGUACCUGAUCUUGUAAUAUACAAGACUAAACUGCCCCCAGCAGGACCAUUCGGGAGUAUAUUAAACGGAGUGCCUGAACCCGAAAUAGUGAGAGUAGAACCAGGACAAGGACUAUCUAGGACAGCUCCAGCUCGUCUGCAAGCUCUCGACGAUGAUUCUGAAGACGAACAUUCUAAUCUUGUCAAGAAAUUGGCUAAGAGCGAAGAGGAGGAUAUUGCCGGAAACUAUUUUAAACCAAAGCGUGCAACGCGGCUUAUGGCGCAGGCGCAGGAGACGCAGAGAGCCGUGAGUAAGUUUAAAGAUCUAGUAGGACCUCGGUCUGGACUAAAUCCAGGUGUAUCUGGAAACCUGAACUCAGCUCUAGCUACCUCCUUCAACUCUGGUCUAAACACGGUUGGAUUAAACAACUCCUAUGCAGUCAACAACGGGAGGGAGACGAGGAACUGGGGCCCGGCAUCUACGGGACCAACCUGGCUUAAUAAUGGAGGUGGUGGUGGAACUACUGAGUAUGGAGGAUACAGCCUAGGUUCCUAUUCUAACUACUCCAGCUCUGGUCCAACCAGUAUAUACCAUGGUGAUGCUCCACAACGGAAACCAACCAGGCUAGAAGCUCUACCCAGUAUGGGAGCUCUAGGGAAGAAUAAUAUUAAGAAGAAAAGUACACCGAUCCUUAACACCAUGGGAACAUUUUAGAAUUAAUUUCUAACUAACCAGCUCUUUCAGUCCCUGCUAACUCUAAAUCUAAAAAUAUUAGCUGUUUAAUACCAAAAAAAUGGCCAUGCCUAGCUAGGACAAGAACAAACAAAAGCAUUUUUUUUCAAUUUCUAAUUAUUCUUUUAAAAAAGAUAAUAGUUUGCAUUUUUUCAAAUAAAACAAGAUGAACUAAUUAUGAAUUUUUUUACAACGUUGAUAAAAAAAUAUUUAAUACUCCUGCUUUGAUUUUCUUGCAAGCUCUAACAUAGUUGAGAGAAUAUAUAUCCAACAUCUCAAGUAAAAUAAUAUCUAUAAAGUAAAAACGACCCUGCUGUUUUAAGCUGGCUAAUCUAUUCAUAAAAGGAAUAUUCAUAUUUUUCCAAGAGUUGAUAAAGUAGGUUUAGCUGGUGAUAUGUAAUAAUUAUAAAACUAAAACAUAGUUUGGUUCUUAUUCUAAAUCUAUUUGGAGAUAAGACCAAAUUUUACACAUCUUUGAUCAAACCAUCUCUAGAACGUCUAACAAGGUUUGGUAAAUUGCUGAUAUAGAAGGUACAGUGUAA
Messenger RNA from Eurytemora carolleeae, 3272 nucleotides. Its product is annotated as osmotic avoidance abnormal protein 3-like. The transcript is spliced from 19 exons. Gene Ontology annotation, biological process: microtubule-based movement. The record is from RefSeq and is a predicted model, not a curated record. Lineage: Eukaryota; Metazoa; Arthropoda; Copepoda; Calanoida; Temoridae. Gene Ontology annotation, molecular function: microtubule binding; ATP binding; microtubule motor activity.